AUGGACGCGACAAGACGCGUUGACAUCACCGCUUUCAGGCCACUUCUACGGGCGUAUACCUUGGGUUAUCUAACCACCACCGGCCCUAGGCUAUUUGGAUUCCUCAGAAGUCGUCGACGACAAGAUGUCACGGUCCAAGAAAAGUUGAAUUUGCUCUACACCAUCCUCAAAACCUCGACCCAGCUCAAUCGAUUUCCCACCGCAGCUGCAGUGGCUGUUGGAGGAUCCACUGCCUUACCCCGUCUUGUUCGCACCAUUCUUCAAUGGAUCUUUGCCACUCUCGGCAGACCGAUUCGACUCAGGAGCCUCCUCGUUGCGCACAUACACUUUAUCUGUUCCCUCUUAUCGGCGUGGCUGGCAUUUGACCUCCUCAAUCGUGAUGAAGAUUGGGUGCGAAAAAGGGCGAAAUCCAGGAGUGCUGCUUCCGUCAAUAUAAGCGACUUCAAGUCACCGAACCCAGAUCAUUUAUCUUUACCAUCUUAUCACCCCCAUUAUGCCGGCAAAACCAUUGACUUCACCCUAUUUGCUUUUUGCCGAGCACUGGAUGUUGCAAUCAUCACCACGUGGACACGAACUCGAUCCAUGUCGAAGCAUCCCGGACGUCGAAGUCCAAGAUUGGCCAAUUUCAUAGGCAAGAUGGCUGAUCCGUCCAUAUUUGCCACGUCUGCGGCUAUCAUUAUGUGGUCGUGGUUUUAUUCUCCCCACCGACUACCUCGGGCAUACAACCACUGGAUUUCCAAGGCGGCUGACGUAGAUUUCCGUUUGAUUCAAGCUCUCCGCUUGGCUAGACAGGGUGAUUUUGUGUACGGAGAGGACACCGGGCAAGCACCACUUCUCGCUGGCCUGUGCCGAGAUUUCGGUUUGCCCGAAGAAUACGCCGAUCCGUCCAAGACCAUUCCAAUCCCUUGCGAGCUAUACCAUUGUGGCACCGGCAAGAGCUGUGAAUUUCACGCUGUCUCCAGAUUUUGGCGAAGCUGGAAGUUCGCCAUGGAGAUCUACGUACCACUUCAACUCCUAGCGCGAAUCCGAUCACCCAAUUUGAAGUCGAUCCUGCACAGUCUGAUAUCUGCUGCAAGAUCAUCUUCCUUCCUCGCGACCUUUGUCGGCGUAUUCUACUACGCCGUAUGUUUGGCACGAACUCGGCUGGGUCCAAAGCUCUUUUCAUACAAGACCGUUACUCCGCAAAUGUGGGAUUCAGGACUCUGUGUUCUGGCUGGGUGCCUUGCAUGUGGAUGGUCCAUUCUCCUGGAGAAGCCGAGCAGAAGACGAGAGAUCGCCUUCUUUGUGGCUCCCAGAGCAUUGGCCACUAUCCUCCCCCGAGUCUAUGACAAACAAUACAUACGUCGAGAACAGACAGUCUUUGCCACAAGUGUUGCGCUUGUUUUGACCACGCUUCAGGCAGGAAGUCCACGUAAUGUCAGAGGCGUGUUUGGUAGAAUACUUGAGGGUGUUGUGAGGGACUGA
Molecule: messenger RNA, 1464 nt
Organism: Rhinocladiella mackenziei CBS 650.93
Lineage: Eukaryota; Fungi; Ascomycota; Eurotiomycetes; Chaetothyriales; Herpotrichiellaceae
Exons: 1
Coding region: 1-1464 (487 amino acids)
Source: RefSeq, a predicted model, not a curated record